ACUGGAAAGUUUCCAUAAUCACCAGUGACCUGCCAAAUUCAGGGACCAGCUCACAGGUUUAUAUUAUACUGUAUGGACAACAUAGAAGUUCAGCGCCUAUAUAUCUUUGUGGAACAGAUGGAGCUCAAUUUCAGGAUGGCCAUGAAGACAUAUUUACUAUCAUGGUUGGAGAUAUUGGAACACUCUUUAAGAUUCGUAUUGGUCAUACUAACUCUGGACUGUCCCCUUCCUGGCACUGUAAAGAGAUACAAUUGUGGAACAUGAAUUCUGGAAAAAAGUUUUAUAUACCUGUUCAGCGAUGGUUAGCACGAGAUCAAGAGGAUGGGGAAAUCUGUCGAGAAUUUCCUGUUUUAAACAAAGGACGACCCAUGCUUCCAGUGACAGCAUACGAAGUGCACGUGGCAACAGGUGAGCUUUGGAACGCUGGAACGGUAGCAAAUGUCUACAUUUCUGUCUAUGGGGAAAAGGGAGAUUCAGGAUCCAGACAACUGUUUCGAUCAAAGAGCUCCUUCAGUUUUUUAAGAGGACAAACUGACACCUUCUCCCUAGAAGCUGUGCACCUUGGGGAUCUAUAUAAGAUUGUCAUAGGCCAUGAUGGACUUGGCCCGGGAAAUGGCUGGUUUCUUGAUGAUGUUGUAAUCAAGGAUCCCACAACAGACCGCGAAUAUGCCUUCUUCUGUCACAGAUGGCUGGAUCAAGGGGAAGAUGAUGGUAAAAUUGCCAGAGAACUGUAUGCCAGGGAUAACAGUAUCAUUUUUGGGCGGCAGAAGCUAGAACUUAGUAGAAAAGAAACAUGGGCUGCAGAAAGAUGGAAGUUUAUGAAAGGAAAUACUCUUCAAUUCUACAACAAGCUCACUGGAGGGUUUGUCCGUCUGCAUCCAGAUGGCACAGUUGAUGCACUUGGAGAGAAGACUGACAAAUGCGGUCUCUUUGAUGUUAUUUUCAACAAAGGAAAUAUGUGCAUUUUCCAGAGUCAUGUAAUCAGGCAUCUUUCUCUUGCUGUUGACAACAGCACUGUCACUGGAAUGGCUAGUGGUGGAGCCUGCACUGAGCUGCGAGUGCUUUAUCAGCCCAACCGUUGUGCACUUCUUGAGUCAGCAUUGGUUCCUGGUCAAACGGUUAUUUUUGAUCGUCAUGGCAAAAUAGCUGCUGAAUCAUCAGCAGGCUACGCAGACCUUUCAAAAGAAUUUGUGGUUUUUGUCAAGGGCGUGUUCCUGAACAGUGCUGUGGUUCUACUUGCUACGAGUCUGUGCCAAGCCCUGUGUCUCCAGCCUGAUGGGAGCUGCACUGGAGUGGGAAGCCAGUCUGAGAAAUCCUACUGGAAAGUGCAUAAAAUCAGCUCUGGUAUUUGCAUGUUUGAAAGUGUGAAAAAUGCAGGGAUGUAUCUGAGGAUUAAGGAUGGCCAGUGUGAUGGAACAGGUACAGGAGAUACUGACUGUCAUUUUAAAAUUAAGAAGAACUUGGAAAAUGCAUCUGUAAGCCUGGAAUCUACGAAAAGCCCGGGGUUAUUUGUUGGACUUGAGUCAGACGGACAGGCAAAACCAGUUAUUUAUACCAAGAAUGGGAAUGUUUUCUUCUAUCCACACGUCGUCAAAUUUGGCAGAGAAAACCCAAUGGGUAUGUCAGCAACACCCAGCCAAGAGGAGGAAAAGAUCCAUGAGACAAAAAAUCGGCAAGAAACACCAGCAGCAUUUGAGGCCAAGUGUUCCUUACUUUCUUCAACUGCAAAGAGUAACAGAAAAUAGAUGUCUCUUGCUGACAACCUUAUGAUGCUAUCACAUCAAGCAGAGGGAAGAGAAAUUAGCCUUUCGAUUCUUGCUGUUGGAACAGGCCCAGUUUUAUAUUUCCGUGUCGUAUCAUGAAUCCCUGGAACAGUGUGACAAAUCUCACACUGCAUGAGAAACAUGUGCUUAGUUAAAAUUUUUCACAGAAGGAAAACUCAAUCUUGUGUCAGGAAGUAAUGGCACCUAAAUCUGGGAUGGCCACCUCAAGUAAAAUUUGACUUGGUUGAAAAUAACAUACUAGCUGAAAUCCCUAGAAAUAGAUACUUUUUUUAUGAGUAACAAAAUGCUGAAGAGGAAAACUUCUAUAUAUCUUAUGAAUAUUUGUCUCUUCUGGCGAAAACAUCUUUGAAAUGUUACCGUUGUUAAACGUUUUUAAAUUUAAGGUGUACCAUAUGUUGAUUUAAUAUUUUUAUAUAUCGCACUAUGCAAUAGAUAUAUAAUACAUGCAAUAUGCAACAGUGCACCUCCAUCACAUUGUGUAAUUAUAUAUUUCUUUUUUGUAAUGAGAAUAAUUGAGAUCUAGUGUAUUCAUAAUUUUAGUGUUUAUAAUACAAUAUUGUCACCUAUAGUCACUAUACCUUAGAUCUUUAUGUCUUAUUUACAUACUAGUUGCAAAUUUGUAUCCUUGAACAUCUCUUCUGUUCCCACCCCUGAACUCCAAGCCCUUGGUAACUACCAUUUUACUUUCUGUUUUUAUAACUUGAGCUUUUUUUUAGUUUCCACAUAUACAGGAUCUCAGAAAGUAUUUAUCUUUGUCUGACUUAUCUCACUUGGCGUAAUUUUCUCAAGGUCUAUCCAUGUUGUCGCAAACGGAAGGAUUUCCUUCUUAUGGCUUUCACAUCUUCCUUACCCGUUGAAAUGCUGCUGGGCACUUAGAUUGUUUCCAUAUCUUGGGUACUAUGAAUAAUGCUGCAAUAAACAUGGAAGUGCAUAU
Messenger RNA from Lynx canadensis (Canada lynx), 2718 nucleotides. RefSeq lists its product as uncharacterized. NCBI's taxonomy places the organism in Eukaryota, Metazoa, Chordata, Mammalia, Carnivora, Felidae. The transcript is spliced from 15 exons. The record is from RefSeq and is a predicted model, not a curated record. The coding region runs from base 162 to 1745 and encodes 527 amino acids. Gene Ontology annotation, molecular function: protein binding.